AUGGCGACCAACGACGAGUCUUGGAUGCGAGAGAAGCUUGAAGCACUGAUGCCGUUGAUCGGCGUGUACGUCGAUCUCGCCUCCCUCGCUUGCGACAUCCUAAUCGCCGCAGAUCUCAUCCACGCCUUCCGCUCCAAGAAGCUAUGGCUCCCCUCCAAUUACUUCUCCCUCAACGCCCCCACCCUCGCCCUCCUCUCCGUCGCCCUCAAACUCCCCGCGGAUAUCACCACCAACAUGACCGCCGCCACCGACCGCCUCGCCCAGAUCAGCAGCCUCGCUCUCACGUCAACCUGCUUAGCCAACUUCCUGCUGUCGCUUGGAUCCAUGAGCGACGGCGACGUUCUCAUCAACGUCACCGCAGUCAGCAUUCUGAUCGCCACCGUCGCAGCCGACGUCAGCAUCCAAAUCUUAGGUACGCGGUCGUUCCUCAACCGCCGCCUCUUGCUCCCCGAGGAGAUCCUCACGCUCACCCUCAUGCUUCUUCUGCUUCUCGUCCUCGUUUCAACGGCGAUAAUGGUGCCCGCUAAGAAAAAAUGCCUCGACGCUUUGUAUCAGGAGAAGCAUAAUUUAGCCGAUGCCACCGCCGACGUGGGGGCGGCGGCGGUUGACAGGCUGAGGAAUCUCGUGGAGAAGUAUUGGGUGAUGGCGGCGGAGAGCAGCCCGCAGCUUAUGAUCGCUCGCUCCUCCGCCUGCGCAGCUGCCGGCGUCAUCUGCCUCAUAAACGCCCUUACCCUGGCACAGGCUAUUGUGCGCACAUGGAUGGCGCAUCGUAGCCUCGGCCUGACCGGUUCCAGCUACGGUUCCUCCACGGAAUGGAUUCUAGCCGUGCAGACGGUUGGAGUGAUUUUCGGCACCUUCUCGACUUCGCUCCGGUGGUUCACAGCCGUCCGAUACCGAUGCUCCGAUGACAGAAGCUUGAGAUGUGAAUUUGAAGUGGAUGAUUCUUGGACUAGGAAGCUUGUGGAGUUUCAGGAAUGUCCAAUUCAUCAUCCAUCAAUUAGGCACCACAAAUACAGGAGAUUUCUAUACAAUGCGAGAGGAAUCUUAGUAUAUCUCAUGCUCAUAGCUCAAACAUACGCUGUUUUGUUCUACAAUCUAGUUUUAGUAAUCUCAUGCUGCGUGGCAAAGGCCGUCGUCAACACGAGAGCGGAUUUGCCGGCCUACAUGCUUCCGAAACAGGUGGAACAAGUUCUAGAAGCAUCUAGAAGGAAGAAGCCGAGUACCCUAAUCGAAUUCCUGCGCGCUUCAACCUUCAAAGGCGUGGCGGAUUUCGACAGCAGCCUCGUUCGAAGCAUACACGUUUCAAUUGCCAACAAAAACUGCUGGUCCCUCGCUGUGGUCACACUCACAACCAUCGCCGUCGCGCUCCCUAACGUCGAGAAAAGCAAGGCCGAUCAGCUGGUCGAGGACGUGAGGGACGGCCUUUUCCUCGUGGAGGCUGUGGAAGAGAGCUUCUACAGCGACGGGGAGUGGAAGAACAUAAGGAAAGCUGCUGAAUUCUGGCUGAGAGUCGAUCUUUUUCGCAAAUGGCAGGAAUUCGACCUUGCUGAGAUCCGCUGCAACAGCCGAGACUUCAAACACGCGGUGGAAUGGCUAGCGAGGGAAGGCGAAAGGAUUGCGUCCGGUUUGAAGACGGACGAGCCGAGGAUCAUCGCGGCGAACGCCAUGUACAGGAUCGGAUCCGCGGUUUUGAGCGGCUGUGGCGACGAAGAAAGCGCCGUUGGAGAUGAGGAAUUCUUCGAUCGGUUGAUUGGAAUCAUCGCGGACGUCUUGGCGGCGUGUCUCGCCAAUUUAGAGCGGGUGAUAUCGGAUAAGUGCCGCCGGAGUGCGAUUGAGGAGAGAGAGAAAAACGUGAUGCAGGCUGCUCUUCUGCUGGGGAGAAGUGAAGGGAUUCUCAAUAUUUUAGCGGAUCGCGUUCUACCUGAGGGAUUGAAUGAGGCUGCUGCUGCGUAUGUUGAGGAGUGGCGGCGCGAGAUGCUGCCGGAGACGGAGGUGGAGAUGGUGAGUUCGGGGUCUAUUACUCCGUCGGAAGGGAGUGGUAGCAGCGACUCGAGUGGAUUUGAAGGAGAAUUUGACAGCCCAUAA
Messenger RNA from Salvia hispanica, 2085 nucleotides. RefSeq lists its product as uncharacterized. The record is from RefSeq and is a predicted model, not a curated record. Lineage: Eukaryota; Viridiplantae; Streptophyta; Magnoliopsida; Lamiales; Lamiaceae.